AUGUUCCGAUCGGGUUAUGGGCUGUUCAAAAUUCUUUUGUUAUCAUGUUUUUCUGUUAUCGUGGAUUCAUACAUCGUGCGCAACCACCCAUGCUGCCAAGAGCCGAACGAGAACCUGACCCUGGCCAUGGUGAUAGACGCGUUCGAGAUCUACGGCCACGACCCCACGGACAAGCUGGACCACCUGGCGCACUACCAAAUAGAAAUGAUGAAGAUCAAACGGGCCCCAGACCAGUACAUAAUAAACGAGCACGUCCACAUAGCGACUGAUCAUUUGGGGCGGUUCAUUUACAUGCACAUCAAGGAAUUGAAGGUACUACUGAUAGCACUAGAUGACGCCAUAGACAAUAUGCUGACGAUGUACGACAACCACAACGCUAUCAAGUCUGAGAGAGUAGCUACGUACAACUCGGCUAUGGGAGGGGUUGUACCUGCGGAGUUUUAUUUGAGUCAAGAGUUCUAUUGCGGCAAGAAUGUAUACAUUUUCAUAUCGGAACUAUACAGUGAUAUCUAUAACAUGGGGCGGGGGCCGUCCCCUUACUGUCUGGGAAGAGCCUUCCACUUUCUUGGCUUUAUACAUUUCAUGGACGAUAAGCACUACUACUUGGAGGAAGACCCGUCUGUCGUCUUCCAGAUGGAUAAUUACAUUCAUGGGCUGGAGUGUCAUCUGUCAGUUUGUAUAUUUAGGUUCCCAUUCAAGAAGAAUCUGCAACACACCCGAGACAUAUCCUCGAUGCCGAAAGCCAUAGUGAAGUGUGGUCUGGUGACGUACAAGUUGCCGCCCCUCACCGCGGCUCUGUGCGUCAUCACCUCGGGCUCAUUCAUCCUGGACUUCAACAUCCAGGGCAUCCGGUACAGGCACCACGACUACUUUCUCACUAUCCCUAACGGCGCGACGUACUACACCAAGGAGCCGCAGUCACCACUGGCUUGCGACCACCACGUCUGCGAGUGGAACAACACUAACUUCUAUGGGGGUCCAUUCGUAGUCCCCGGAGACCCCGGCACGGGGCUGUCGCCGCCGCCGCCGUUCGUGGAGCGCACGACGGAGUCCUAUCUGUUCACCACUCCGGACACGCCAACAGGCGACAAUACUACCGUUUCCCUGGAAGGCUGCUGGUUCAUUUUCCCCCCGAACUACGGCUCCAUCGCCGGGGUCAGUUAUCUGGACCCGCUGGCAGUCCACGACCACCGCUACACUUGUCAGGCCACUGGGAACAAGGGUCUGUAUUGGUACCCACAAUGGAUGGGGGCGCCGCCCCACCACCCGUACCCGCAGCCCGGGGACAUGUCCGCGCAGCCCGCCCCCCGCUCGCCGUUCUACCCCCACCAGCAGGACACCAUGAAACUACCGCCCAAAGUUUAG
Messenger RNA from Amyelois transitella, 1365 nucleotides. RefSeq lists its product as uncharacterized. The transcript is spliced from 10 exons. Lineage: Eukaryota; Metazoa; Arthropoda; Insecta; Lepidoptera; Pyralidae. The record is from RefSeq and is a predicted model, not a curated record. Bases 1 to 1365 code for a protein of 454 amino acids.